Geosmithia morbida is the source of this 4071-nucleotide messenger RNA. RefSeq lists its product as uncharacterized. The transcript is spliced from 2 exons. Gene Ontology annotation, biological process: mRNA export from nucleus. The coding region runs from base 1 to 4071 and encodes 1356 amino acids. Gene Ontology annotation, cellular component: transcription export complex 2; nucleus; cytoplasm. Lineage: Eukaryota; Fungi; Ascomycota; Sordariomycetes; Hypocreales; Bionectriaceae. The record is from RefSeq and is a predicted model, not a curated record.
AUGUUUCCCACCUUCGGCGCGGCGGCGCAAAAAAAGACAUCGCCGUCCGUGAGCAAUCCCUUUGCCGCCAAGCCGACGGCCAACCCAAACGGCAACACAGGCAAUAUAAAACGCAAAGGCCGCACCCCCGACAACGGCAACCGAGGAGCCGAUGAAAGGAAAAAACCAACUGGGCAGGGACGAUCUAAUAAUGUCUAUUCCAAACACAAGAAGCCACGCAAGCCAAACGAAUCUCGCGCCCUCAGGACGUCUGUCGAAUUCGGAACCACCGAUGACUCGCGGGCAACCUCUCCCUCAAGCGUGAGCUCAACAGACAUGGGCAUAGAUGUGCCAUCGCAGCAACCGGAACCCUCAAACGCAACAGCCGCGGUCAACAUGGCGGAUCCCCACGCGAGAAACGUCUACAACCGCCUCCGCAAGGAUGGCAUCAGCCCGCCGAGCUGGCCCUCCCGGCCUGGCGAUCCAGCGAGCUCGGCCGCCAUGGCCAAGUUUCGCGAAAAGUACGAGGACUACCGCGCUCAGGUGCGGAAAUCUCUGACCAAGGCCGGCCUGAUCGACGACCCAAACAAGCGGAGGGCUCUCAAAGACGCCAUCGAGUUCAAGGGCAUCUCCGAAGACAUGUGUCCCGAGUACGAAAAAAUUACGCGAAUCACCGAGCUGGAUGUGCAGCACGCCGAAAAGGACCCCGAGUCUAAUAUUCCCAUGACCGUCCGCAUGGUCAAGAAGCUGGCACGCUCGGCCGCUGGUCAGGAAGCCCCCCUUCCCAUGGACGUACGCUCCGUCGCUACGCUGCAACGAUCCCUCGACUAUCUCAUAGACGACCUCUUGCGGCAGGAUGGCAAUCUUGCUACCUUCCACGGAUUUCUCUGGGACCGAACAAGAGCCAUCCGUCGCGAUUUCACAUUCUUCUCCACCCUCACACCGGACGAGAUCAGGACACAGGUCUACGUGCUGGAGAACAUUGCCAGAUUCCACGUUACCGCGUUGCAUCUACUCUCCCAGAAGGAUAUUCGACCCGAAGAGUUUGUAGAGCAGCAGGAGCUGGAACAGCUGGGCAAGACGUUACUCUCCCUUCGCGACCUGUACGACGACUGCAAUGCCCAGGGCAUCACCUGCGAGAACGAGCCCGAAUUCCGCGCCUACUACCUCAUCUUUCACGCCCGCGACCCCAGCAUCCUCGAGACGCUGCAGCGGUCAUGGAGGCCCGAGCUGUGGAAGGACUCCGACGAAGUGCGCACGGCCGUCUCCCUUGUGGAAUCCCUGCAGAAUACCGGAGACUUCCACGGUCCGCUGAAGGAUGGCCCCUCGUUCGCCGCGGCUGGCGCCCAUCACGCUUACCUCCGCAUCGUCGAGGACCCAUCCCUCUCCUACACGAUGGCCUGCUUUGCCGAGUGCCACUUCCCGCUUGUGCGACGAUCCAUUCUCCGGUCCCUCGCAAGAGCCAUGGGGAGACCAAAGGAUGAGGUCAAGGAUGUGACGGCCGCUACUCUCAACAGGUUCCUCCGAUUCGACACAGUUGACGAGGCGAUUGAAUUUGCAGAGCUACAUGACCUUGAGUUCGAAGCCGACCCUGCCGACCCAUUGAAUCCUGCUAAGCGGCGCCUCAUUCUUCGUCACCGACAGCAGCUGCCGCCCGUCCGGCUCUCGCAUCAGUUCUCUCGGAAAAUGGUGGAAAAGAAGCGAGGGUCGCACUCGUUACCCGACGUGAUUCACCGGACGGUCAAGCAAGACCUAAGCAGCGUGCCAUCCCAAGAAGAAGAAGAAGAAGAAGAAGACAGCCUGUUUGUCUCGGACUCCAAGCCGACAGCAACAGCACCCAAAUCAUCCAUGUUUGGUGGCACGCAACCGAAUUCCGCACCGAGCCCGUUCUCGGCACCAACUGGCCCCUCCCAACCAUCAGGCAUCUUCGGCGGUAGUAACCUGUCUAACGGUGCCACAGCGUCUCAAUCUUCGCAGGCAAAUCCGAGUCCUUUUGGAGCCAUCUCGAGUGAGGCACAACCGGUAUCAAAUCCAUUCGCCUCUGCUGCACCGAGACCAGGUGAUGUCGCACUUGCAUCCAAUCCGUUCGGGUCAGUGCCAAAGCCAGCGACAGCCUUUGGCUCCCAGGGCCUCGGCCCUUUUGCUCCAAACCAGGAUGCAAACCAGGCAAAGCCUGCGACGGACCGAUCGAAAGCACUAGAGACCACGAGAUCAAGUCCCUUUGCCAGUGCCUUCCAGCUCAAGGCGGACAGCACCACCAGUAGUGGUACCGCUUUUGGGGCAACUGGUUCGACCUUUGGAUUCCCGAAGCAAGGGCAGGCUACGACAACCCCAGCUGCAGCUGAUAGCAGCAUGGACCAGGGCAAGGCGACGACACCGCCGGCCAGCUUCUUCACACCCACAACUUCCCGGCCUCAGCAGCAGGAGCCAUUGCCGACACCCGGUUUGGUCCCUCCUCCAACGCUACCUAAUGGGGCGCAGGAGAAUCCAUCCCAAGGGCAGUCCCCUGGCCUAUUCAGCUUCAAACCGACAACCGAACAACCGCCACCUGCGCCUCCAGAGGUACAAUCGAAAACACCAACCAUUCCACCCAUCGGCUCGGGGACGGGGGAGAAGAAGGCAGACACCCCCCAGUUCAGUAUUGGACAAGCUGUCUCUGCCCCGCCUGGGCCGAGCCUGCUGCCGCCUUCUGCGGUGAUGACCGCAGAUUCACCGGCGCCUUCGCCAAUACAGCCGACACCGCAAGAGGAUCCCAUGGGAGACUUUGCCAAGUGGUAUGUCAGAGGAGACGGCGGCCUUGUGGAGGAUUUCACGGUAUAUAUAGUGGACGAUAUCCUAAAGGGACUGUACGACAAGUUUGUUGAAGAGGAGGAGGAGAGGGCCCGGAGAGAGGAGGAACAGCGGCUCAGCGAAGAGGUGGAGGCAUUCCGCGUGUACAACCUCCAGGUCAAGUUCUUUUAUCGAUGGAAGAAGAAUGCGCGUGCCAAACGGUUACGUUAUUUGCGCAAGAAUGGCCGCGAGCAAUUCCGCGCUUACUACGAGGCGAAACGAGAGGAAGAGAAGAGACAGGCAGCGCUCCGAGAAGAGGAGGAGAGAGAAAAGGCUCGGCUUGCCGAGGUUGAUCGAUCAAAGGAGGUUACGAUGGAGAUCAUGAGAAGGAAGAGGACCAGCACCAAGAGGAAUCGGGAGGAACAGGAACUGCUAGCAUCGGGACAUUUGUCGGGAGUCGGAAACGAAGGGGACCACGCAGCCAGGAUAAUCCACGGACGCGACCACGGUCGCGGACGCCAGAGCUCCACGUCGAGAAUCAGCAUCCUCAGGCCAGACCGUGUCGCCAUGCCACCGCCCCCCUCGACACGGCCGUCCUCACCUGCGAGCUCCAUGACGCGAAAAUCAGGCGGCAAGACGCAAGCCAUCCGCGAUCAGCUUCUUCAAAAGAAGCCAGAGGGCUUUCGACGAUCGCUGGGCUCCAUGUCAUCGCGGAGCAGUGCCAGUCCCGAACCGUCCCGGACCACGAGCAACGUGUCUGAGCGCUGGCGCCUGAAGGCUAUGGGCAUAGUCCAGAUGCCUGACGGCACAGCUCUGCCGGAGAACCUGGCCAACGAGGUACUCUACGGCGGAAAGAACUACCCCGGUCUUGGAUCGAGCCAGCGACGCAGAGCAGCAUCGUACACCGGCACCAACGGCAUGCCACAACACGAGACCGCACCGACAAGCGACCCCCGCGACCGACCUUGGUCAAUCAGACGUCCAAGUCUCCUAUCGCAAUCACUUGGUGCUUCCCAACAGCCGCAUCCGCAACAACCGGAGCACGUCUUAUCCCCGCCGUCAACGAACAAGAGAAAGAGACCGGGAGAACAGGGCGCUGCGGCCGACGACUUCCAAGAGGAAGAAGACUCGGUCAUGGACCGCGAAGCCAGCCCGCCGAAGCGCCCCAUGAACGAGAACCAGAAGCUCAUCAGUGAACUUCGUGCUAUGCGCGAGGAACUCGAGGAGGGCGCGGCGUGGUUCAGAUCACAGACGGAGAGGAUGCAGACGAGUCGGGGAAACAGUAGGGCGUCGACACCCUGGGAAGCUAUGGAUCUGAGUUGA